AGCAGUGCAAUAACGAUGAACGCGAUUUAGUUAUGUAUUUUUUCAUAGCAGAUACUUUUUUUUUUAGCUUGCAUCGGUUUGCGUAAACUUGACGGAUACCAUGGAAAUCGCGACAAGCAGACCUAACUUCUUUGGAGAAAUAGACUGCUGGGCGGAGAGGACCCCGCUGCACGAGGCCGCCUCCCUGGGCCAGGCCCUCAGGCUGCAGCAGCUCAUCCGCAGCGGAGCGUCCGUCAACAUCGUGGCUGUGGACUCCAUCACCCCCUUACAUGAGGCCUGCAUACAAGGACAGACCCAGUGCGUCAGGCUGCUGCUGGAGGCUGGGGCACAGGUGGAUAGACGCACCGUCCACGGCAGCACUGCACUGUGUAACGCCUGCGCUGCAGGAAGCCCAGAGUGCAUCAGGCUCCUGCUGGAGUACGGAGCCGCUGCCAACCCCACUCUGACUGCGCUAACCGCUACUCCCCUCCAUGAGGCCUGUAUACGAGGUAGCGUGGAAUGUGUGCAGCUCAUGAUCGCAGGGGGAGCGCAGCUGGAAGUGUUCGACAUCUACUUUGGGACCCCCCUGCAUGCGGCGUGCAUGAAGCAGCACGUGGACUGCGCCCGGGCACUGCUCAGCGCAGGGGCCAACGUCAACGCGGCCAGGUUCCACGAGACGGCGCUGCACAUCGCAGCCAAAGAGAACAACGCGGAUCUGAUCGAGAUGCUGGUGGCGCUCGGAGCGCACGUGCACGCCAGGGACAACCUCGGCAGGAAGCCCAUCGACUACACCAGCCCUGGGUCUCCAGCGGCCCUGUGCCUGGAGUUUUAUGAAAGUACCCCGCUGAGUCUGCAGCAGCUGAGCAGGGUGGCAUUCAGGGGGGCCCUGGGUUCCAGAGCGGAGGAGAGGGUAUCCAAACUGAAUGUGUCCCCCCGCAUCAUUAGCUACCUCUCAUACCGCUGAAGAACUUCACUCCUGCCUCAUCUAACCGCACCUGAGGACCAAUAAGGAUGCAGAAUGUCCUCAUCGCUUAAAAAAAACAACACAGCCCAAAGUCCUGCUGGUGCAGGAUAAUCACUUCAUGAACUAUAAAAGCCAUGAACGUUAAAUACCGUAAGCAUGACACAGGAAUUGUAAUUUAUUUUUUGAGACUACAAAAAGAAAAAAACUUGGUCAGAACGGAGAAUUGGUCUCCUUUGAUGUUUCAUGUUGUGAUUAGAAUCGCCUUCAGUCGGCAAUCCUCUGUGCGGUAAUAUUAUCAGUUACCAAAAGAGGCAGCACAAGCAAAAUGAGAGCAAGGAAAUGGCCUGGGUGUUGCACAAUCAUGCAAAUCACAUGUGCCUUGGUAAGAGAGACCACGUGUUCCAUCACAUCAGCUAAAGGGCACUUAUUUUUGUUACCUUUUUGGAUACUGGGUACAGUCCUAAUACAGCCUAUAUGCAUGUUGUGACAGGCAUCACGUAUUUUAUUACACAUCGUUCGUUAAUAUUUCCCCUUUUAUACGGGCACCCAGCUCGGCAUCCCUUCAUUUUUAUUGCUACGAAGUGUGGUAAUUCCGGAUGAGUGAAUAACCAGGAAAAACUGCAACUCCCAGAAUUCUCUAUCAUUGGUGGAAUGUGUCAAAACAAGGGCAACCACGUGAUUUGGCAGUGGCGCAACCAUCCAUAAAUUCGUUUUAGCCCAAUAUGUACUGUACAUGAGGUAACUAUUUUGGUUACAGAAGGCACUAUUAUAAAUGAUACAUUAUGGAAACGGAUAUCGAGCCAGACAAGCCUUACUUCUUUGGCGAUAUAGGUGAGUGUUUUUAAAGAUGGAAAGCUAGCCGGCUAGCCCGCUAGCUCAUUUACUGUUUACAUCCGUAGACUGUAUAAAAAUAGUUUACAUCGUAGACUGAUCUAGCAAAUGCCGGAGAUUUGUCCUUGUUCAUGACACGGGUUCCUAAAAUAUUUUCCAAAUAAGGUUUCAAAUGUGUCCCUGACUAUUUGCUGACGUUUGCCCUUGUUCAGUACACGGGUUCCUAAAAUAAUGUAAACCAGGUUCUCUGCAUUUUCGAGAUUUGUGCGGUGUUAUACAUGCAGCUAUGCAGCUGUAGACAAACGAUUUCGUGAUUUUAAUUCUAUGAUGAAAAUUUAAUAAUGAGAAACGUUUGGAACUUAUGUAAAGCAGGAUUCAAUAAAAACGCAUGAAUUA
Messenger RNA from Anguilla rostrata (American eel), 2170 nucleotides. RefSeq names its product ankyrin repeat and SOCS box protein 13-like. The transcript is spliced from 6 exons. Gene Ontology annotation, molecular function: protein binding. Lineage: Eukaryota; Metazoa; Chordata; Actinopteri; Anguilliformes; Anguillidae. Gene Ontology annotation, biological process: positive regulation of protein catabolic process; protein ubiquitination. The record is from RefSeq and is a predicted model, not a curated record. Bases 101 to 943 code for a protein of 280 amino acids.